UCGGCCGCCUCCCCUCCCGCAGAGGAUCCGUCCGGCCUCCUUUUCCGCCAUUCCUGGGCUCGUUCCGGCUCCUCGUCGCCGGCCAGCCGGUGGGCGUCGCGGAGGAGAGACACACCAGGCCAAAGUACGGGACUGCCCCUCGCCUCAGUGUAUAAAUACCCGGCCGGCGCCGCCCUCUAGAAGAUUCUGGCCGGCCGCAACCGCAACCGCCAAGAGAGCCGCCCCUCGGAUUCCCCCCGCCCGCCACCACACCCCAGCCAAGCCCAACCCACUGCCGUACGUCGUCGUCAGUUCGUCACCAUCCACCCCGUCCGUUCCUCGCUCUCGCCACCUCCCGCUCCCAUAAAGGGCGCCGCGAUGGCCGCCGCGUAGGGCCCCGCGCGCGGGCAGGCGGAUGGCCGACGGCAGCGACGGGGAGGGCGCGGGCGAGAGCUGCUGGCCGGCCCCCGCCGCCGCCGCGUCCGCCCACGGCGGCGGCGGCGGCGGGGUGCAGCUGUCCGACGUCAGGAGGGAGAUCUACGACCGCCUGCGGGCCGUCGGCAACCAGGAGGCGCUCUCCGACCCCUUCUUCGACCGCGUGCUCGAGGACCACUACGAUCGCCUCCCGGCCAGCUACUACAUCGACCUCGACGUGAACAAGGCGGAGGACGUGCUGCUGCACCGCCGGAUCCUCGCCGAGUGCGCCGACCCCGACAACCGCCCCGUCUUCCACGCACGAUUCCUACGGUACCUUCAUGACGACAAACCGUCCGAUGCCGAGUCUGCUCCGAAUCAAAACGGUAAUUGUGGGGGCUCUCUGGCUUCCAAUCUGAGCAACGGCGGAUUAAAAGGAUUUGACGAGCGGCUCAUGGAAGACCUCAGCUUGGGGCGAAGAAAAGGUGUGGACGACUUCGAGGCCAUUUCUGCAAGGCGGGAUACAGAAAUUCCCCUUCUUCAUGAAAUUAUUUUUUCUUCUAAUGACAAGCCAAAGCUCCUUAGUCAGCUAUCUACGCUGCUGUCGGAUCUUGGAUUGAACAUUCGUGAAGCUCAUGUGUUCUCAACAACAGAUGGAUUGUGUUUGGAUGUCUUUGUUGUUGAUGGCUGGGAAACAGAGGAGACAGAUGGUUUGCUGCAGCAGCUCAAGGAGACAGCAAAACGUAAUCCCUCAUUAUCUAAUCUAACAAGUUCCGCCUCGGAGAGAAUAUCAGAGCUGCAAGAAAAGAUUGGAGAAUCUGAAUUUGACAGGGAUCUGUUGCAGAUUGAAGAAAAGAUUGCGUCCGGAUCUUCUGGAGACUUAUAUCGAGGAACUUACCUUGAUGUGGAUGUUGCAAUAAAGUACCUUAGAGCUGAACAUGUUAACGAUAAUUCAAAAGUGGAGUUUUUGCAAGAAAUAAUGAUUUUAAGGAGCGUUAAUCAUGAAAAUGUUGUUCGCUUUUAUGGGGCAUGCACAAAGCAGCGAAAGUAUCUCAUUGUAACAGAGUACAUGGCUGGAGGUAAUCUGUAUGACUUCCUGCACAAGCAUAAUAAAACCUUGGAGCUUUCCUUCAUUCUUAGGAUUGCUAUCGGCAUCUCAAAAGGGAUGGAUUAUUUGCACCAAAAUAACAUCAUCCAUAGAGACUUGAAGUCUGCCAAUUUAUUAAUUGGUGAUGGUCAAGUCGUGAAGAUUGCAGAUUUUGGUGUCUCUCGUCAACGAUCGCAAGAGGGAGAUAUGACUGCUGAAACUGGCACCUACAGAUGGAUGGCACCUGAGGUGAUAAACCAUAAGCCUUAUGAUCACAAGGCAGAUGUCUUCAGCUUCGCUAUUGUUCUAUGGGAGUUGGUCACUUCAAAGGUCCCGUAUGAGAACCUGACACCAUUGCAAGCGGCACUGUCAGUAAGGCAGGGACUUCGCUUGGUGAUUCCCUCGGGCGUGCAUCCAAGAAUAUCUAAAUUGAUUCAACGGUGCUGGGGCGAAAACCCCAAUACACGACCUGUUUUCUCUGAGAUCACCGCGGAACUUGAAGAUAUCUUGCAGCCUAUUCAGGCCGCCUCCAGCUCCAAAGGAGGCCAUCGACAUACCAAACAAAAGAUACAGAUGAAAACACAGCGAUAGAAAGAAGGCGCCUGCUCAUGAAGCUGGACCCUCUUUUGACAUUGCCACGCACUAAAAAGUGCGACAUGCGCACAUCGUCUCCUGUAUAUAUGUCAUGUACAUAAAUUUUUGUGCUCGGUUGUUUUGAUUCCCCCUAAAAUGCUCACAGGACGAACUGGGUUAAGUUAGCACACCCGUGCUACAUAACCUGAGUGAUAUAGUUUUAUGUUUUAUGUGGUUAUUUGUUUUGCGAGUGGCUUAUAGUUCGGUGUGUUUGAAUUUUGGGUCAUGUACGAUUAUGAGUUCGUCUUGUAAGGAACAUGAGAUGAAAAUGCCAUUAUCACAUGUUCCAUUUUGGUUAUUAUUUAACAUACGUUCUUGUCUGGAACACGAUAAAUUAACACGUUUUUGCAGCUUCGUUUGGCAUCAUAUUUUUGCAGGAAAUAAUAACAAUUCGGUGGCCACAGGAAUCGAGGGGGAAAAUGAUCCUGAAUGUGGUUGCGCUUGGCCCAGUAAUUAUCACCCAUCUUGGCUCUCGGGAAACAAUAACAACUCUCACUGGCGGCAGAAAUCAAAGGAAAAAAAACCCGUAUGGGGUUGGGCUAGGCUCAUUUGUUGUCAAAAUACUUCAUCUCAGGUGAUAAACCAUAAGCCUUGCGAUCACAAAGCAACUUUAUUAAGGUCCUGCACGAAAGUCCAACACCAUUGCAAGUUGCACUGUCAGUAAGACACAGGGACUUCGCUUGGUCAUCCCCUUGAGCGUGCAUCCGAGAUUGUCUAAAUUGAUUCAACGGUGUUGGAGCGAAAACCUACAUAUGUGCCUGUUUUCUCCAAGAUCACCGCGGAACUGGAAGAUAUAUUGUAGCCUAUUCAGGCCUCCUCCAGCUCCAAAGGAGUUCAUCGACAUUGCAAACCAAAGAUAGUUAAAUCACGUCGGCAACACCCAGGCCUUUAUGGCCUGGUCCUCUAUUUUUCACAUUGUCGCCUUGAAUAAUCGUGUGUGCGUCGACUGUUCCCUGUAUAUAUGUCAUGUAUAUUGAAUUUUGUGCUCGGUCUCCUAAAAUACACGCAGGGAGAACUGGGUUAGGUUGUCGCAUGCAUGCUCGUGCAACAUAACCUAGAGGUGAUAUAGUUUUAUGUGUUGCAUGGUUUUUGGUUUGCAACUGGCUAAUAGUUAUGUACCCUUUGCAUUCUGGUUCAUGUACAAUGAUGAGUUGGCCUUGUAAGAAAGAACAGAUGAAAAUGCCAUCACAUUUUCCUUUUCGGUAUUAUUCAA
This is a messenger RNA of Triticum aestivum (bread wheat), 3326 nucleotides long. Its product is annotated as serine/threonine-protein kinase STY8. The transcript has 21 exons. Gene Ontology annotation, biological process: protein phosphorylation. The coding region runs from base 395 to 2071 and encodes 558 amino acids. Lineage: Eukaryota; Viridiplantae; Streptophyta; Magnoliopsida; Poales; Poaceae. The record is from RefSeq and is a predicted model, not a curated record. Gene Ontology annotation, molecular function: protein serine/threonine kinase activity; ATP binding.